CAAACUUUCAUUUCAGAUUAGAAGCUACGCAGGAGGGCAGACCAUUUUUUUGUUACAUUGAAAAGGUUUUUUACAGCCAUGAAAGUACUCCUAUUUGUCGCAGCGGUCGCCCUGAUUCACGGCAGUUAUGCCACUUUGCUCAUUAAAGGGCCAACCCAGCCUGUUCUGGAGGGAGAGAGUAUCACACUGGAGUGUCUGUACUCAGACUCUGAGCACAACAUCAGCCACGUCCACUUUGAGGUGUUCUCCAAGUACAUGGAGCGCUGGCAUGUAGUUUGGGAACGAUCUUGGUGCUACUAUUCAGUGUACAUCGAGCAGGUGGGUGACAGUCUCUUCCUGACAAUUCCUCGAGCAGGGAGGUACUAUGAGGGGCCCUACCGCUGUGUGUCCGACUUCGACAAUGUGACUGCCCCAGAGAACUCCUCCCAGCUGCUGGAAUUCAAAGUGCAUUACAUGGGAGAGCUGUCACUGACCAGGGAAGGCUACUCCAGCUACCUGGGUGUCCCACAGGAGCUGAAAGUACGAGCCGGCGAUGAUGUGGUGGUGAAGUGCUCUGCCAGCUCAUCAGAGGAGCCGAGCUACUCCUGGCAAAAAGAGGGUGACGACUGGAUCUUACCUUUGUCUAAACUGACGCUGAAGAAGGUGAGCAAAGAGAGUGAAGGGCAGUACACUUGCAUGGCCGAGCACCCCUCUGUGGAGUCACUCAGCAAGAAACGCACCAUCACCAUCACUGUGCUGCCUGAGGAUUCCCCCUGGUAUGAGACUACUAAUGGUCGUCUCACGUUGAUGACCUCGGCGGCUGCUGCAGCUCUCGUGGUGCUCGUCCUCUCAAUGAGUGUAUUCCUGUGCUCCAGGGCCAAGCAGACCAAGACCAGCAAGGGGCCCAUUGAUGACCGUUCUCAGAAGAAGCCCAUCUACAAAUCCAGUGUGGAGUCCUUACCCUCCACCUGCGGAGACAAACAACCUCUGGUGUGACUGCACAUCCAGGUGGCUGGAUGAGGGGGAGGGAAAUGGAAGAGUGGAUGGAGUGAGAGAUGAGGAAGAGGGAAUAGGUGGUCAGAAAAUGAGGGAUGGCAUAGUAGAGAUACUCCAAGAAUGAAGAGAUGGUAUAGGGUUAUAGAUGGUCACAUUGGGGGAGAAGAGAAGGAGGAAAAGAGGGAGGCAAAGAAGAAUAUUGGGAAACUAUAGGGAGAGCAAAAUCGAAAUCAGUAACAAGCAGGGUGCUAAAAAAAGCCCUGAAGGGUAAAUGAUUGCUUUAGAGACAUAGAAGCUGCUUUGCUUGUGAGUGUAGCCAGCAGUUAUGCAACUUGGACAAAAAGGUGGGCAAUUUUCUCUUCAUUUAUUCUGCAGUGUGGAAAAUGGUUAGCAACAUGCUUGGAAAGACCUUGGUGAUGAGUCCUGUGUACUGUAAGGGCUGUUAAGACUCCACUCGCAAUUCUUUUCUCUCUGUUGCGAGAAUAAUUGCAUGGUCUUAUAUUGAGAAUGAACCAUUAGGGUGCUAGGACAAGGUUUUAUUUUCUUGUCCGAAGCAGAAGCAACGCAAAAAACAUAAAACAAAGAGUUUUAUUAUAAUCUCUUUACUGUGACAGCUCUCAGGCACAUAGCACUGUAUUAUUUAAUUUUCUGUACUUUGGAUUUCUUUGACAUUAAAUUGCUUUGAGGAAAUAUU
Scomber japonicus (chub mackerel) is the source of this 1669-nucleotide messenger RNA. RefSeq lists its product as uncharacterized. The transcript has 7 exons. Gene Ontology annotation, molecular function: cell adhesion molecule binding. NCBI's taxonomy places the organism in Eukaryota, Metazoa, Chordata, Actinopteri, Scombriformes, Scombridae. The coding region runs from base 79 to 975 and encodes 298 amino acids. Gene Ontology annotation, biological process: cell-cell adhesion. Gene Ontology annotation, cellular component: cell-cell junction. The record is from RefSeq and is a predicted model, not a curated record.